AUGUUGAACUUCGAGCUCAAGGAAGUUCAACGGGAUGAACGUCUUGGAUUUGGAAUUGAAUUUGAAUUCGCCCUCGCAACUCUUCCAUUAGGAACUGAAGACCCGGAACCCGAAGAUGGUCGUGGGAUAUACUCGAUUGACGCCCCUGUUAAUUACCCAGAAACGGUUACCAGCACACUCUCAGAUAUCGACCGCGAACUCAAUGUUCAAUUGCAUAUCGUGAAUGAAUUAAAAACCAAUGGAAUUACUGCUGCAUCUCAAAUUCAACUGGAACGGGAUCGUAAAGCUUGGAAGAAUGGCAGUUUGGACAAAGAACCGGACCCAAGUGAUAUAUUAUGGAUGGUCAAGCAUGAUGAUACGAUUCAAUUCCCAACCGCCCAAGUCAAGACAUAUAAAUGGUACAAGGUUGAGAUAUGUACACCUGCACUUAUGUUUAGCCCAUGGAAUCUUCGUCAUAUUUGGGAUGUUCUCGGCGUUUUAGAACGCAGAUACCGGCUGAAUUGCAAUCAAUCUUGUGGUUUACAUAUUCAUGUUGGGCUCGGGAAAAAGGAAUUCAGUCUUGAUGUCUUGAAGAAUUUGAUGGCCAUCAUAUUCACAUUCGAACGACAACUUGAACAAUGCCAUCCUUCACAUCGAAUUAAGAACAAAUAUUCAUAUCCGCUUCGCGAUUAUGCAGAUAUUAAUGAGAAUUACGAACCAGGGAAGAAUUUCAGCUGCAGUGAUAAACAUUGGAAACACAAUAGAUAUCUCGAAAGAAGACGAAAACUACCCACGGUGCCAGCUUUCGGCCGCUCGGCGAAAAAUUCUUUAACUGCGAUAUUCAAUGCCAAAUCAAGAGCCGAAAUUGUCAAAAUAUUCCGAUCAGAUGAAGAUGUUCGACUUGGGUUCAACAUCCGAUUUCUCGAUGAGCCUUACCCGGACUCUUUCAAACACACCAUCGAAUUUCGACAACACGAAGCUACCACAGCACCCAAAAGAAUAGAACGCUGGCUCAAUAUCUGUUGUCGCUUAGUCGAUGUUGCGCGCCAGACAGCCAGUGCAAGUGCUGAGGAAAAAGAACUCUUCCACCAGUUUCUAGAGGAACACAUAGGACAGGAUGUGGAGGAUUUCGGAUUGGUUAUUCUGCUGGUAAAUUUGGGGUUGAUGCAGGAGGCUGAGUAUUACAGUUACGAGAUAGCUAAUAAUCCGGAGUUGAGACCACUGCGGAAAAAUGUGCUCAAAAGAUUCUGUGAUAAUAUUGUGGCAGCGAUAAUGAGUUCUGUUGAAUGUUAUGAUAUGGCUUCUCAAAUCUAUGAAGGGAUGUCACUUACAUUAUUUUCUGCAGGCACGGUUUAUGCAUUCUACAUCUCCAAGGCUUAG
This is a messenger RNA of Sclerotinia sclerotiorum 1980 UF-70, 1359 nucleotides long. RefSeq lists its product as hypothetical. NCBI's taxonomy places the organism in Eukaryota, Fungi, Ascomycota, Leotiomycetes, Helotiales, Sclerotiniaceae. The transcript has 2 exons. The coding region runs from base 1 to 1359 and encodes 452 amino acids. The record is from RefSeq and is a predicted model, not a curated record.